Bipolaris sorokiniana ND90Pr is the source of this 791-nucleotide messenger RNA. RefSeq lists its product as uncharacterized. The record is from RefSeq and is a predicted model, not a curated record. NCBI's taxonomy places the organism in Eukaryota, Fungi, Ascomycota, Dothideomycetes, Pleosporales, Pleosporaceae. The transcript has a single exon. The coding region runs from base 220 to 693 and encodes 157 amino acids.
GGUGGUGGCUGCAGUAGUAGCGGCGGCGACGGCGGCGGGCCUGAAAUCUCAAAAACCCCAUUCCGCAUGCCAAUCUCCUCACUCGAGCGCUGCCAAUGCUUAAAGCUAUGAAACCCAAAUUCGUCAAUAUCACAAUUGAUAUCAGUCUUGCCAUUCACCUCUUUAGGCGAACAGAGAAUUCCCUUCACCGUGGUCGUGGGCGUGGCCGCUACUCGCAUCAUGAUUGUGGAUGGUGGUGCCGCCAGAGACAACCCGUGUGUGGGUCGUCGUCUUGCCUAUACGGCUACCGUUUGCAUUGCUGUGAGCGUGGUACAUACUGCUGGCGUUUUCUUCGAAGCGUUCCAUUUCGCGACACUUUUCCUCGUACUUGGCAAUGUACUCGUCGCGCUCGCGGUCGGCAGCGUGGCGGGCCUGGAUAGCGCGCUCCUUUUGCUCACGAGCCUCGCUCAACAAUGUGCGCAAAGAGGUGAUUUCGAAUUCAAAUUCUGCAGAAGAAUCCUCGUAGGAUGUGACUGUCUCGGUGAUCUCUUCAUACUUGUGCUUCCAUGCAUUGAGGUCGGAGUGUGCGCGAUCGCGAUCGUACUUGAGGUUGGUAAUCUCGGUUUGGAAGAGGGUCAGCUGUUCCUGGAGACUGGCAAUCUCCGUCGUCAAAUGUCCUUGCUUGAUGCGAGAGUCUUCGCCCUCGCGGUAUAGGACUCGAUUACGUUCAGUCAGGGUAAGGAUCUCAGACUUAAUCUCAGCGGUGGCGAUCUCAGACCGGCGAAGAGACUCCUCCAGGAUAUUGAUACGGC